AUGGGUCAAGCUCAGAGUAACGACGACUCUUCGUCAUCCGAAAUCCCAACGACUUCUCCUUCUACAAAUUCGCCGCGGGAUUCUGAUGGCGAUGAUACUUCGUCAUCUCCGAUGGGUUCUCUCCUUGCAGAAGCUGCAGCAUACGGUGAGGACGACAAUGAGAACGAGUCGCUCGAAGCAAAGGCACAGAAAGCUCUCGACUGUCCUUGCAUAGCAGAUCUUCGUAACGGAUCUUGCGGGUCUCAGUUCUCCGAGGCAUUCCUUUGCUUUCUCAAGAGCACUGCAGAAGAAAAGGGAUCAGACUGUGUGAAUCCAUUUGUGGCACUGCAAAGCUGUAUCAAAGCCAACCCAGAUGCAUUCUCUAAAGAGGUUCUAGAGGACAAAGAAGAGACCGAGACCGAGAAGAAAGAAGAGCAGCAGCCUGUGCAAGACCAUAGAAUCAUCCCUCCUCUCUGGGCCAAGGACCCGCCUCGCAGUGGCAAAUCCAAGCUUUAG
Thlaspi arvense is the source of this 495-nucleotide messenger RNA. Lineage: Eukaryota; Viridiplantae; Streptophyta; Magnoliopsida; Brassicales; Brassicaceae. The record is from the annotation of a GenBank genome assembly.